CUAAUAGCGACGGUUUGGUUCGCUCGCGCUUUCAGUUGGUAAUUGACACUUGAUUUGACCGGCAAGAUUUUGAUCGUGCUCCCCCUUUAAGUUGCAAGUGAUCCUAAAUCAUUCAUCAAUUGAACCAUGAGUAACUUUGCGGAUAUUGUUCAACAGCUUAACACCGCCUUCAGCAGUGGAAGGACCAGGGAUGUAGCAUUCAGAGAGAAGCAGCUACAAAAUCUGCUUCGAAUGUACGAAGAAAAUCACGCCGAAAUGGCUCGUGCUUUGGCAGCUGACCUGAGGAAGCACAAGCAGGAAGCUUACCUGAUGGAAAUCGAAUUUCUCAUGAAUGACCUUCGCAGCACGAUUUUUAAGCUGCGCGAUUGGGUCAAACCGGACAGGCCGGAGAAAACGAUGGUCAACAUGAUGGACGGUGUGUUUAUCUACAAAGAUCCGUACGGUGUGGUGCUGGUCAUGGGGGCCUGGAACUAUCCGCUGCAGGUUACGCUGGUUCCGGUUGCGGCGGCCAUUGCCGCGGGGAACUGUGUGCUGAUUAAGCCCAGCGAGGUGGCCCCUGCUACGUCGCGGUUUAUCGCCGAAACGAUUCCCAAGUAUCUGGAUCAGGAUUGCUACCGCGUGGUGGAAGGCGGCGUCAAAGAGACCUCCGAACUGCUGAAGCAAAAGUUUGACUACAUCUUCUACACCGGGUCGGGACGCGUGGGACGAAUUGUGCAUCAGGCUUGCAACGAGAACCUGACGCCGUGCACGCUGGAACUGGGCGGAAAGAGUCCUUGCUACAUCGACAGCACGGCAGACAUUGCGAUCGCCACCAAGCGAAUCCUGUGGGGCAAGUUCAUCAACGCGGGUCAGACCUGUAUCGCGCCGGACUACGUGCUGUGUUCCAAGUCGGUCCAGAAGCAGUUUCUGGAGGAAGCUCGCUCGGUACUGAAGGAGUGGUACGGCGAAAAUGCCAAAGACAGUCCAGAUCUGUGUCGCAUUAUCAAUCAGCAACAUUUUCAACGUCUCAGCUCCAUGAUCAAGGGGGCAAACGUGGCGAUCGGAGGGGACAUGGAUGCCAGCGAAAAGUACAUUGCCCCGACCGUCCUGAUCGAUGUCAAGGCGGGUGAUCCGGUGAUGCAGGAUGAAAUAUUUGGUCCCAUUUUGCCGAUCCUGACCGUGGAGAGCCCCCAGGAGGCUAUCAACUUCAUAAAUGCCAGAUCACAAGCACUUGUCGUGUACAUUUUCACCCAAGACGCAACGACUCAAGAGCUGUUCAUUCAUCGUACCACUUCCGGAAGCAUGUGUCUCAACGAUACCAUUAUGCAGUAUACAGUUGAAUCCCUGCCGUUCGGCGGCGUCGGCCCGAGCGGAAUGGGCGCCUACCACGGCAAGUACGGCUUCGAUUCGUUCACCCACAAAAAGUCCUGCCUGAUGAAGGACUUUAACGCGCUCGGGGAGAAGCUGGCCUCCUCCCGCUACCCACCGUACUCGGACAGCAAGCUGUCGUUCCUGAGCACGCUGCUCAAGAAGCGCCAGGGCUUCUCGAUCCGAUUCCUGCCGUACGCGCUCAUGUUCGGCGUGGGCGUGGCGUCCGCGCUGAUUGUUCAGUGCAUCACUGAGAGACGAAAUUAAUCAAAACAAACUAUUUUUAUUUCAAUAAAAUGUUGCCGUGUUGAC
This is a messenger RNA of Culex pipiens pallens (northern house mosquito), 1659 nucleotides long. RefSeq names its product aldehyde dehydrogenase, dimeric NADP-preferring (gene Aldh-III). The transcript is spliced from 10 exons. Gene Ontology annotation, biological process: aldehyde metabolic process. The record is from RefSeq and is a predicted model, not a curated record. Gene Ontology annotation, cellular component: cytoplasm. Bases 127 to 1614 code for a protein of 495 amino acids. Gene Ontology annotation, molecular function: aldehyde dehydrogenase (NAD+) activity. Lineage: Eukaryota; Metazoa; Arthropoda; Insecta; Diptera; Culicidae.